CUCGCGCGUGUUUCCAUGUUAUGUACACCUUGUCUUCAUUCCUACCGGUGAUCGUGUGCGCGUCUUCUUCUCUUGUGAGAGAGAGUGACGGAUUGAGUGGAUCUCGUCUUGCCAGAAGAGGGCAUUCCGUCUCUUUGUGGAGGAAGAGAGGAGAGUCAGUGGCGCUUCAAUUGUACAGCCAUCCAGUUCAGAGAGAAACGACGGGAAAGCGCGGAAGGGAGAGAGAGAGAGAGUGAGAGAGACACGCAGAGCAGACCCAAGGGCCCACUAAUUCAGUACUCCUCAUGCUGUAAGGCUGCGACUUGAGCUGUCUCUUGUACUGGAAUGAAGAGGGAGGUGACAUUACAUCGCGUUUUCAUGGUGCUGUUUAAUUUCAGUAUUUUUGGACUUGGACUAUUCUUGCAACUUCAUUCUGCCAGGAAGCUUCUUAAAUACAAGUUAGCGGCACUGUGGAUGUAUUAUAAAGAAUGAGGUUAAAAUAUAAGUAGAGCUGCGCUCAAGUAAACUUCAUCCCCUUUGGAUUUUGCAUCUCCCCGGGGGACUCCAGGUUGACAGUUGUUUCGGCUUUUGUUAUCCAUUCAAUUCAUUUUACGUUUUUUUCUGGUUCUUUUUACUUUGCAAUCCUCAGCCGCGAAUCGUGGGAAACAACGGAGUCUCUUCUUUGUGGGCUGAGAGAUGCUGCAUGGCUGGAAGGGGCUUGCGGGUUUAAGGUAUAGAUACGAUCCUUUGUUUUACUACCCCGUUUCGGGGAGAAGACGGAGGACAAGAGUCUCCGAGUGGCUUAGGCGUGUAGGUGCGGGACCCACACGGCAACGGGUGGGCAGGUGCACCUUGUUUUCACGCCACCAAGUGGCUCAGACCGGUUGGUGCGGGACCCACGCAGUAGCUUUGGUCAUGUGGGCACAGGACGUGGGCGCAGUAAGAAGGGCUUAGACGCGGACAACAGACCACCAGUAAUGGGGUUUCUGGCUGGGGACAGGUGGCUGCUUCUCCUGAUAUUUCAGAUAUGGCUUCUACUAUCAUUGUGCCAAGCUGAGCGGCCUUGCCCAAGAAGUUGCCGCUGUGAUGGAAAAAUUGUCUAUUGUGAAUCCAAUGCUUUUCGUGACAUACCACAGAAUGUGUCCAUGGGCUGCCAGGGACUGUCCUUACGGUACAACAGCCUACAGAAGCUAAGGCCUUACCAGUUUUCUGGGUUAAGCCAGCUCAUUUGGCUCUACUUGGACCAUAAUUAUAUCACCGUGGUGGAUGGGGAUGCCUUUCAAGGCAUUAGAAGACUGAAAGAAUUGAUUCUCAGCUCCAACAAGAUCUUGCAACUUAAUAACCGUACCUUCCAUUCUAUUCCCAACCUGCGCAAUUUGGAUCUUUCCUACAAUAAACUGCAGGCUCUUCAACCAGAGCAAUUUCGUGGGCUGCGCAAACUGCUGAGCCUGCAUCUGAGGUCCAAUUCUCUCAAGAAUGUACCACUUCGAGUUUUUCAGGAGUGUCGAAACCUGGAAUUCCUAGACCUUGGCUACAACCGGCUACGUAGUUUAACCCGUAAUGCAUUUGCAGGUCUUUUGAAGCUAACUGAGCUGCACUUGGAGCACAAUCAGUUCUCCAAGAUUAACUUUGCUCAUUUCCCACGUCUGUUUAAUUUGCGGGCCCUCUACCUCCAAUGGAACCGAAUUCGUUCCAUAAGCCAAGGCAUCUCUUGGACUUGGAGUUCUCUGCAGAAGCUUGAUCUGUCAGGAAAUGAUAUUCAAGCAAUCGAGGCCAACAUUUUUCAGUGCUUACCCAACCUACAGACACUUAACUUGGACUCUAACAAGCUUAGUAAUAUCUCGCAGGAAGCAGUUAAUGCCUGGAUAUCCUUGACCACCAUUAGUCUCUCUGGCAACGUCUGGGACUGUAGCCAUAGCAUUUGCCCUCUUGUAGCUUGGCUAAGGAACUUUAAGGGCAAUAAAGAAUCUGCUAUGAUUUGUGCCGGGCCCAAGCAGGUUCAAGGGGAAAAACUUAUGGAAGCAGUUGAUAAUUACAGCAUCUGUAAAGAGACUCCUCCCCCGGCAACUGAAAGACAGACCCCGCCCACUCAAUAUCCACCUAGACCAAGGCUUUUCCCCCACCCAACAAUGCCUAAACUUGGAAAUGAUGAGUCUUCGGGAAUUCUUCCAAGCCCUUCACCAUCUGCUACCCUCACUUAUGCCCCACAACCAGACUUUGAACACGUGUCUUUCCACAAGAUUAUUGCUGGGAGUGUGGCGCUCUUUCUGUCAGUGGCUAUGAUCUUGCUUGUGAUUUAUGUGUCAUGGAAACGUUAUCCAAGCAGUAUGAAGCAGUUGCAACAGCACUCACUGGUCCGUAAACGCAGAAAAAAAGCACGGCAGACAGAACGCACCCUCAGCUCCCCAUUGCAGGAGUAUUAUGUGGACUACAAACCCACAAACUCUGAGACUAUGGAUGUAUUGGUCAAUGGGACAGGACCCUGCACCUACACCAUCUCAGGCUCCAGGGAAUGUGAGGACUACCCAGCCUGGUCUGACAUGCAUACUCCUCCCAGAGAAGCACUCGAUACUGAGAUUCCUCAUCAGGUCAGCUCACUGACAUUUUACAACUAUGAGCAGCCCAUUGUGGACUACUGCCAGGCUCAUCAACCUCUGCAUCUGAACAUGAGCUAUGAGAGUGGACCUCACAGACUGGAGACCCCCAGAAGACGUGAACGAGGGGUUGUGCAGAUCAUGACCCAUCCGAUGUCUCUCUCUGACACACGGUCUUGCCUGUAGUGAGAUAUGGAAACAACUAAAUAUCUUUCUUUGGGAAACUUGGCAUAGCCUAGCAGUGGAGUGCUGGUCAUAUGAAAUGAAAUAUUACAACUUCUUUUAAGGUGUUAUAGAGUGGCUUUAACCUGAGAUAAGUGCUGCUGGAAGACUUGCAAAGUUAAGAUGCAGUAUGUGUAAAAGCUGUUUUACCUUAGGAGCACGUUGUUGGAAUUAAACUGAUUUUCUCCUUACAACAUUCAGACUGUAAUGGCAAGCUGAUUAGAUUUCAUUUGUAUUCUGUAAUCACCUCUCUUUAAAUUUUCCAGUAUUAACAAAUGAAUACAGGUACUGAUCAUAGUGUGAUCUCAAGAGUGCACGGAGUGCAACCACAAUCUUUGUUUGACUUGGAUCAAGUUACCUAACCUGCCUGGGCUCAAAAUGUUCAAACAUGUCAAACUCUCUACUGUAAAUGCAUAAUGGUUUUGUUCACCAGGAAAGGUGCUGUACGAGAUAAAGAUUGAUCAAGUACAUUUAACUUCAAAAGUUUCUUGAAAGCCACACGUAAAACCUUAAACUUUAGAAGAAGUUGAACAGCAUCUACUAAGUUUUUUCGCAGAGAGACUCUGCAAUUGGGUCUCAUUUCCUCCAGCUGCAGGAGCCUUGACAAAACUCUUUUCACAUAUGUGUCUAAUUCACUUUUUUUUUGUUUUUCUCUUGUAUAUAAAUGGAAAGAGACUCUUUUUGGGAAUUUAUCUUUUCUUUUUCUUUUUUUUUCUCCUUCAAGCAAGAUGAGAACUUUUGCUCAAAUCAGAGCUGCUCUGUUCUCAAACUGAAACAACUGUCUACUGAUGAAUUUGGUAAAACUUCAGUGGGAAUUUGAUUUAAUUAACAUGCAUGGAAAUGUGUACAAAAAUAAUAUGUUUACUUCAAUAAUGGUAAUAGUAGAAAUAAUAGCUAGGGACCCCCAAGAAAUUAAUUUUAGGAAAGCACCUUUUAACUUUAUUUAUUGAUCAUUUGUGUACCUUUAAAUCCUCCUGUACUAGGCCAAGUCAGCCUGCUGGUCUUCUCAGAACCAAGUAAUUUAAAUCCCUUUUUCAAAAAGAAAUGCCUUUGAAGACAAAUUUCAGAUUUUUUUGGUUCAAGCUCAAAUGCAUAAUACAUGUUUUAAAACUAAACUAUAUUCACAGUGACAACUGUUUAUACUUAACAAUGGCUCGUUGGGUUCUUUUUUAUUUCAAAUAAAUCUGCUGCCUCAGUCUAAUUGCUGAUUAACCCAGUGGAGCUGUUGCACUCUGACUGGCUGUACUGGAUACUCUGUGUUUUCCAUAAUGCACUGGAGGUUUUAUUUUAUGUUACAGGAAACAUAAGAUCAUAUAUGUUAUUGUUACAAACCAAGAGGUGUUUAAAUAACUGUUUCUGAUGUUCAGUAUUUUUGUAGUAAUACUUUGUUUUGACUUUUGAACUUUCUGAAAUGUGUAUAGCAGAGUUCUACAAGUCUUCAGGUCCACUUGUCAUUAAAUCAACAAGAUGUAAAUAGAACCCAGUAUUCUGAAAAUACUUCUCUCUGGAUUAGAAUUCAAAACUUACUUUAAUAUAAACAACAAAUCGAUUUUUAAUGAGUGUGAGAAAAGAAAAUACUUGUAUUCCAACAGGAGGUGCUCAUUUAUAUUAAUAGGUAAAUGGUGACAAAGCAAUGAAGUAAAAAUGAUGGCUUAGCUUGUGCUGGCCAGAUCCAAAGAGUCUCCAAUUAGUGAAUGCAGACUGUCAUAAUUUAUUAAAAUACGGUGGUCAUUUUUAAUACUGUUGUGUAAAUUACUUGGUAAUGUAGGGGUGCAUUAGGUGAUUCGUGUAAAGUGGACUUUUCCAUUCCUCACACACUUGCAGAAAUAGUACUCCCAAGCUGGCAGCUAUACUGACUAGAAUGAAAAGUUUAAAAAAUGGAAAUGUGUGCCAGAGUAGGCACUAUAAAAUUGUUUUAUGAGAGUUCAGGAAGUGUAAGGGUGGAAGGAAUUAUGUUACUCAAUUAUUAUAAUGAAUAUAAAACAUAUACUGCGGUGGACUGGCACCCUGCCCGGGGUUUGUUUUCUGUCUUGCGCCCUGUGCUGACUGGGAUUGGCUCCAGCAGACCCCCGUGACCCUGUAGUUAGGAUACAGCGGGUUGGAUAAUGGAUGGAUGAAUGGAUGGAUGGAUAAAACAUAUAAAACUUAAAUCUGGAAGAGCUUCCCUUUUCUCCAUACAGUCUGCCCUAAUGAUAAAUAAAGUGACCAGGAGACAAAAGAAAAAAAUGCUUGAAAAGUAUGCACCAUAAGAGCAUGCUGGUGGACAGAUAUGUUUUCUUAAUUGAAUUCAAACCAUAUGGGUAUUCCUCUGUGGAACCAUGGCAGCACAGUCCAAUAACAUUUGAACCUCUGCAUUUUAGAUGUUUCAUUAUUUUACAGCCCAUAUGUUGAGAGCAAAUCUAAAGAGAAGAUUUAGUGACACCACUCAAGACUUGUAUUGUUCUGCUGCAGUGCUUCACAAUUAUAAAAUCUGUGUUUCCUUUCUUUUUGUUCAGUCUCUCUCAAUAUUAUGAUCUGCUUGUAUUAUAUACAUUGAACUUUUGUUUCAUUACUUCCACUGUUUCCCAAUGUUAUUUUAAGCUACAUUAUGAAAAGGUGUAAAAUUGCAUAAAUUAUUCUUUCAUUUUGACAAAU
Molecule: messenger RNA, 5429 nt
Organism: Erpetoichthys calabaricus (reedfish)
Lineage: Eukaryota; Metazoa; Chordata; Cladistia; Polypteriformes; Polypteridae
Product: leucine-rich repeat transmembrane neuronal protein 4-like
Exons: 4
Coding region: 957-2759 (600 amino acids)
Molecular function (GO): protein binding
Source: RefSeq, a predicted model, not a curated record